AUGCCGGUCGAGUGCCCAGUGGGAGGCGGCCAGGAGACGCCGCGAGCCUCGUGGCGGAGGGGAGAGCCGGGCAAGAAGCCGCUGAACUCGAAGCUGGUCGCGCGGCUGCGGCGUCGGUGUUUGCUUCUGCUCGGAUCGCUCUGCGUGAGUGUGGGGAUUUUCUGGUGUCUCUUCUCCUCGGGAGUUCUCACGCUGCUCUUCCCCGGCGCCUUCAGCCGCGACUCGCCUCAGACGCACUCCCUGGACUUGCAUGCACCUGCAGUCGCCGAACUCCACAGCCUCCUCAAAGGCCUGCCCCUCCCGACGCACCACGAAAAAGCCACCGUCGACAACAGCGCAAUCGUCGUCGGCGUCCACGGCACAGUGAAGGCACCGUACAGCAGAGUCGUCGACCAUCUGUUGAAGAUCGUGGUACUUCCGGUGUUGACAGGAGAGCCGCGUUACGUGACUGGAGACGAUUUCUCAGUUAUCAUUCCUGUUCGCAAUGAAGAGGCGUAUCUUCCCAAGACGUUGACUUUCUUGUUCGAAGUAACUCCAAUCGAGCGCAUCCGCGAGGUGAUUGUCGUCGACGACCACAGCGACAAGCCGAUAAAAGCAAUUCUGGAGAAGACGCUUCCUCAACACAUCCUCGACAAGACGCGCAUCAUCCGCUUCGACUCGCCUCAAGGCUUAAUUCGCGGACGGGUGGCGGGAGCAGCGAUUGCGACAAGCGACAACUUUUUCUUUCUCGACGGACACUGCAGACCGAAGGUCGGCUGGGCGGAGCCUCUCCUCGCGCAUUUGAAAACCAAUUACCGGAGAAUUGCUUGCCCCAAGAUUUACGAUAUUUACCUGGACUCCUGGGAAGACGUCGGCACCCACGGAACGAAGAUGAUGUUUGAGUGGACUUUCGAAUUCGGCUGGUUUGAAGACCUCGAAGACGAAGUCCCCGUGCUUGCAGGCGGCAUUCUCGCGAUGACUAAGAAGUGGUGGAUUGAGUCCGGGCUGUACGACGAAGGCAUGCUCGAGUGGGGUGGAGAAAAUCUGGAGCAGUCGAUUCGCUCCUGGCUCUGCGGAGGCGAAAUCGUGGCCGUGCAGGAGUCAAAAAUCGGACACAUUUUCUCGAGGCCUCCGAAACCGAAUCCAGGAAAUCGACUUGUCAUACAGGUCCAGAAGAAUCAGAAACGCGGAGCGAAAGUCUGGCUGGACGAGUACUACUUUUUAUUCUACAAGUACCACCGGGAAGUGCGUGGACACCAGGAAGGCGACAUUACGCAGCGAAAGAAACUGCGGUACGAACAGUUGACUUGCAUGCCAUUCCAGUGGUACGUGGAGAAAUUCAAAACUGCCUUCGACCGCAAGGGACUUCUCGACCACAACUUCUUCCACAUUGAACACGAACAAACAGGCCUGUGUCUCUCCUCUGCGUACACCCCCGGUUUUCCCGACCACCGUCUCGUGUUGGAGCCUUGCGAUCUCCACGCCCGUCUCCAGCAAUGGACCGUGGCCGCGGGGAAUCGGUUGAUUGAAAACCGAGAGAAGAAGUGCAUCGACGCGUUUGUCCAGCAAGCCGAUGCGCGGGCGCCGGUUGUGUGGACCUGCGACUGGAACCGCGUCCUGCAAAGGCAAAACGAAAACCAGUUCUGGCAGUGGGAUGCGUCGCUGCCGGGCCAGGCUGCCUCUGCAAACGCGACGGGACGAAUCUUCUCCUUCUCGCACCCCGACACUGUCUCCCUCACGGGUCACGACACGCUGUCGGUGUACAGACACCUGGCGGCGUCGCACCAUGCGCGGUGCCUGGUGGUGGAGGCGCCGCGGAGCCGCGGAGACGAGCAGAAGAAGCUCCUUUUCGUGAACUGGAAGAGCUGCGACGAGCCCGUCCGUCCGGAGACGAACGACGGGUGGACCGUCGAGAACCGCGGAGAGGGGCAGGACGAGGAAGAAGAAGUACGAGGAGACCGCAUGCGCUUCAAGCCAAAGUGGUUCUUCGCGCCGCUCUCGUCCAGAGUCGGCCUGCGCACGAUGGAGGACGCUAACAGCAUCACCGACCAAGCCGCAGAAAAGUACCUCAGAAAGGCGCCGAAGCCGCUCGACGAGUAGCAGCGAAGGCGCACAGGGCGAGAAGGCGGGAGGGGAACAUGGAGGGGUGAAAGAGGAUCGCGGAAGGCCCAGAGAAAGAGAAUCAGGGGACAGGAGAUAAGCAGGAGAGAGAGAGACAGGGAGGGAACAGGGCAGCAGACAGAAAGAGCUUCCCUGCACGAAGCGUAAGCGAGAAACGGCACACAAGGCGGCCGUUUCAGUUCUCCCGGCGUUCGCAACGAAACCCCCCAAACGGGGAAAACGGCGACACCCAGGAGGCAGAACGGCUAUACGCGACGGGGGAGAAGGCGAUCCACGGAAGAGCACACCCGUCGCCGAAUGCAGACUGCAAAGAGCUGUACAAACGAACCCGGCGCCACAAAAACGAGCGUGUAGAUAAACGAAAAAAAGCAGAAUCGCGAAGUUGGCUGGCGCUCCAACUGGCACGAGAAAUUUAGGUGUACAUACAUAUGGUCCGAUGUACAGACACCGGAGGAACUCCGAGUGUCUCUCGGUGUAAAUUCCGCGUCUUGGUUUCUCCUCGACUCAGAGGGGAAAUAGUGUACACUGACUUUUUCUUUCACAUCGAGGCUCAGCGCGCAGAACGUCUCUUUUUUCCGUUUGAAGACACAGUCGUCGGAAGUCUCUUCUUUUGGUGUAGCGAUACUGCUUUCGCUGGUGCUGGCGAAGCGCCGAGCCGGGUUCCAUCAACAGCCGUUUAAAACAGAUUUUUGAACUAAGAGACA
Molecule: messenger RNA, 2804 nt
Organism: Toxoplasma gondii ME49
Lineage: Eukaryota; Apicomplexa; Conoidasida; Eucoccidiorida; Sarcocystidae
Product: polypeptide n-acetylgalactosaminyltransferase 12, putative
Exons: 9
Coding region: 1-2079 (692 amino acids)
Cellular component (GO): Golgi apparatus
Source: RefSeq, a predicted model, not a curated record